AUGCGGGUGCGGCUGGGCGCGCUGGCGGGCGGGGCGGCGCUGGCCGGGGCGCUGAGCUUCGUGCUCCUGGCCGCGGCGCUGGGCACCGACUUCUGGUACAUCAUCGACACCGGGCGGCUGGAGCGCGCUGGGCCCACCAACAGCAGCCGCCCCGAGCCGCUUGGCUCGCACUCAGGGCUCUGGAGGACCUGCGGCGCUCAGACCCCAUGCCUACCACUGAUGAACCCCUUCUGGCAGGACAACGUGACCGUCAGCGACUCAAGCCGUCAACUUCUUACCAUGCAUGGUGUGUCUGUGGUCCUGCUGCCACUCAGCCUCAUCCUCAUGGUGUUCGGAGCCAUGGCCGGUCUCCUAAGCUUCCUGCUCCGCGCCUCGCGGCUGCUCCUGAUCACUGGAACCCUCUUCCUGUUCGGAGCCCUGGUGACCCUGGCGGGCGUGGGCGUGUACAUGGCAUACUCUGCGGCCGCCCUGGAGGAGGCGCUGUGCCUGCUGGAUGAGGCAGCCCUGCUGGAGCAAGUGGACAUCCGCUUUGGCUGGUCACUGGCCCUGGGCUGGGUCAGCUUCGCAGCUGAGCUGCUCACCGGCCUGGCCUUCCUGGCAGCCGCCCGUCUGCUGCACCUGCGGCCUGGGCAGGACCAGAGCCUCUGAU
Molecule: messenger RNA, 649 nt
Organism: Erinaceus europaeus (western European hedgehog)
Lineage: Eukaryota; Metazoa; Chordata; Mammalia; Eulipotyphla; Erinaceidae
Gene: TMEM114
Product: transmembrane protein 114
Exons: 4
Coding region: 1-648 (215 amino acids)
Cellular component (GO): apical plasma membrane
Source: RefSeq, a predicted model, not a curated record